UGCAUGAGCUAUCUGAAUAAUGAGAUCCAGCAAUUUAUCCCCCUUGUGAUUUGACUUAUUUCCGAUGUGUGCAUAUUUAUGAAGACAAUUUAAGACUCCACUCUAACAUUUUAUUUGUAAUACUUCUAUUAUAGUUCGAGUAAUCCGGGAUUUCUUCCCGAAGCGGAUUCUCGCUUUUGUUUUUCACUGUUUUUAAUGAGAGUCCAGAGAGUUGAGUUGUUAUGCCAAAAAUAGCGGGUUUCCACGACUCAGCUUAUUUUUGGUACCUUGAUGACAAGCCGUCGAAAAUUCAUAUUUAUGCCACUUUGUCCAAGGUUCGAAAACACAGUAAACCAAACUUACUGUCUGAAAACUGCAUUUUAAAAUGUGUGCCUCGCAAACAUGUGAAAAGAGCCAAACCCUGGGGCCAUGUGGAGAAAUGUAUGAGCUCCAUGCAGAUGGGGACCCAGAUGGUGAAGCUCCGCGGCGGCUCAAAGGGACUGGUGCGGUUCUUCUAUCUUGACGAACACAAGUCCUGCAUCCGCUGGAGGCCCUCGCGCAAGAAUGAAAAGGCCAAGAUCUCCAUUGACUCUGUCCGGGAGGUGUGUGAGGGGAAGCAGUCUGAGAUCUUCCAGCGCUAUGCGGAGGGCAGCUUUGACCCCAACUGCUGCUUCAGCCUCUACUAUGGAGAGCAUAUGGAGUCCCUGGACCUGGUGUCCAGCACUGGAGAGGAGGCGCGUACCUGGAUCACAGGCCUCAAAUAUCUGAUGGCAGGCAUCAGUGAUGAGGACAGCCUGGCCAAGAGGCAACGCACCCGAGACCAAUGGCUGAAACAGACCUUCACCGAGGCUGAUAAGAACGGCGACUGCAGCUUAAGCAUCAGCGAGGUGAUGCAGCUCCUGCACAAACUCAAUGUCAAUCUGCCCCGACAGAAGGUCAAACAGAUGUUCAAGGUAUGGAAACAACAAGGGCAGAGCCACAUCAGGGCCUUCACAGCAGAGAACAUGGUGGUGACAGUUGGGAGGAUAAUUGUGUUAGGGGAGCCAGUUUUGACGUUCUUUGUGAGAUUGACAGUGAUGCUUUUGUUUUGUUUUUGUCAGGCCAGAGCAGUCAGCGGUAUAAAAGGGCUGUUUCACAGAAACCCAAAGCAGGCUUCCCUGGACAGCCAUGCUGCUGCACAGCACGGCCGUAAGCACCCGUUCGGUGCCCACCUCCUGCGCCGCACUGCCAGCGCACCCACCAAAGGCCAGCCCAAAUUCAAGAAGGGCUUCCCAGAGAUCGCCAUCGACAACAAAGACUACAGCUCAGAGGGCGCUAGUGAAGAACGAGAGUCUGAGGACAGGGAAAAGGCCUCUGCUGCUGCCUCUCACCAGCCCACACCACCACAAAUCCGCAACAGGGAACCACUGGCAUCUCACCAAGCCAAGGGCCCUUGGGAACGUCCUGACACCAAUGGGGCAUUUCACCAUGAGGAGGGUAAAGAUUGUUCCACUGUGCAGAAACCAGCUCCUCUUGCACUAAACUCUGACGAAGCCAGAAACACUUGCGUCAUCUGCUCCUUCUCCACUCCAGAAGACCGUCUGUCUUUACAUCACUCCUCAUCUACACCACUAUCCUCAGCAUCCACAGCAAUAAAUGCAGAUUCCCUAUUGGCCAUUCCUUCAAAUGGGGUGGUAUGCAGUCCUAUCAAGGUGAGUGGAGAGCAUAUGAAACCAUCUACCCUUUCCAGAACCACGUCACUCCCUCUGACAAACCGUUCUGAGAAGACUGUACCAUUGCAGUGUAGUCAAGACAUCCAGACCAAGAGAGGCACUCAAUUAUUCAUGGAGCACUCACCAAAACAGAAGGAAAACCAAGAAAAAGUGACUGAAAAGAAAAAUGAUAGAGUAGAGUUUAAGUCUGGCCACAGAGUGAAGCCUUCUGCUGUAGCUGUGUCCACUGAAGCCCCUGUGGUCCCUGCAGUUGAGACAUCCCAGGCCAGGAGAGCACUUUUUAACUAUCAUCCAUCACACACACAAGUACGAAGAACCAAAAGUGAGGGCCAUGUUCUGGUGGCUGUAUCCUCAAAUGGGCAGGCCCAGUCAGCAGUACCAGAGGUCUGCACGGAUGCUACCAUGAACGACCGCCUUUGGAGCAAGUUGGAGCCAGGCAGCCACCGAGACAGCAUGUCCUCCUCCUCUAGCAUCUCUUCCAGUGACACUGUCAUUGACCUGUCCCUGCCUAACCUGGCCAGGAAGAGCCUCAGCAGCCUUCCCACAGUCAGCAGCACCUGUGAUCCUCACUGGGUCAACUGUCGUCGCUCAGCAUUAGUCUCCUACGAUGCCCUGCGAGUCAGCAAGAGCAAGUCAAUCCCCAAUCUUCAGCAAAGUCAGUGCCCCAGAGAUGAGCUUAAGCCCCGCCCCCUACAACCUGAUGAAGCUUUUGUGGACUCACCCAGCAGACUGACUCACAGGAGGCACACCUGGAGCCGGCUCUACAUGGAAGGGCUUAAGCAAUCAUCAGCCAGCAGACAGUCCUCUGCGGCUACAACCCCAACAGUUACAGCUUCCAUGUCCAAAAGCCUCGGGGAUCUGACCUCUGAUGACAUUUCCUGUAACUUUGACAGUAAGUACCACAGUAUCAGUCGCAGCUUCAUUGUUAAGCCAAACAGGGGCCGACUCCGCAAAGGAAGCCCGCAGAGGUCUCGGCCACCCAGCGACCUCACAGAGCAACUACGGAAGCUGACUGAUGUGGAGCCCCUGACUGCUAGCGACUUUGCCCCAGAAACCAAGCAUACUGAGUCACAGGAAGACUUUGUGGAUGAGUCCCUGGGGCGAAGGACCUCCUCGAGGAGCCAAAGCAGGGUGCGCUACAUUGCAAACAGGGCCAAGAAGGCCCAGGAAAGACAAAGGCUUCAGGGCCUGGUGCAGGGGAGAAGUGCAAGCUUUAGCCUUACUGGUAGCAUUGGGAGUGGAAGCAUUGAAAACCCCAUUGAGGAGCGGGGGAACCCCGAAGGUGCGUGUUGCGUAGUCCAGAGUCCCUGCACCAGCCUGGACCUGCUGAAUCAGCUCACCCCCCUAGGAACCCCCUCACCUACACAGCCCCAGUCCUCCCCAAACCCAGAAAACGGUGAACUCUUUUUCAUGCUCAAACUCUAAGAACUGGCUGACUUGGAACUAAGUGUGAGAGACACAGCCAGAAACUUGUGUUUGCCAUACAGUCAAGCUUUUCUCAAGUAGACUUUUUUUUUUAAGUUGCAUAUCUUGCAGAAAAUCUCACAUAUGGUUUCAAAUUAAUUCUACAUCCUGAGGUUUCGCAAGAUCGAUUUUUAACCUGUCCAUUGAAAAAAACACUGUCUUGAAGCUACUGGACAGCAGUUCUUCUAAAAGCAACUACUACAGCUCUGCCAUCUGUUUGCACCUAAUUUUAGAUAAUUGCCAGAACGUAUUUAGUGAGAGACAUCAGGAGUUUUUUAUAAAAUGAUUUAUGUUGUUGAUCUACUCAUGUUUGAUUUACUUUUUUUCAUGUUACAUGCACAUACAGUAGCAAUAGAUCACAACUAAAGGACAGGAUAUUAAAUGACCCAUUCUGCUUAUCUACUUGAACUGUAAUGGUGUACUUUUUAUCUGAAAAUGAGAAACUUAAUUUCAAUCAUGUAUCAGCCCAUCCAGCUACUAGCAAUAUUUAGAAAAUGAUGGCAUGGUGUCAUAUUAAAGUUUGUUUGAAAAUGUAAUGCUAAAAGCUGAGGCUUGUCUAUUGUCUUUGCUGAAAAAUGUUUUUAAGAGUUUUUACUACAAUGCAGGAUCAAAUGUCUUCAUUUUUAGUAUUCUAAGUGUAGUGGUUACAUUGUAAUUUGAACAACUGCCAAUAUUUUACAAACCUUUUCCGAUAUGUGGCAUGUCACAGCACUGAGAUGAUGUAAUUAAAGCAGUGGUAGACUACUCCAUACCAAGUUUAGCCCUUUUUAAUUGACUGCAUGUAUUGUAUGCACUGUAACGUUUAUCCUAAGGCUGUGCUUUAUUUUACAAAUACUUUUUUUAUAUGAAGAUUUGUUAAUAUUCCAAAAAAAUGUUGGGAUCGGCUGAUGGUGGUCACAAGAGCAUCAUAUCUGAAAGUCUGUUCUCAUUGGUCUGUGGUACUAAUACAAGAUGAAAAUGAUCUGUAUCAAAGCACGUUUAUUUGUCGACCUGCUGUAUUGUUUUGCACUGCCGUGCCAGUUGUUUGUGCAAGAUUUUAGGGACAAUAUAUAAUUCAGACAAUGUGUAAUUAUGACCUGAAUAAAUCUCCAAUUA
Molecule: messenger RNA, 4250 nt
Organism: Cottoperca gobio
Lineage: Eukaryota; Metazoa; Chordata; Actinopteri; Perciformes; Bovichtidae
Product: 1-phosphatidylinositol 4,5-bisphosphate phosphodiesterase eta-2-like
Exons: 7
Coding region: 222-3116 (964 amino acids)
Biological process (GO): release of sequestered calcium ion into cytosol; phosphatidylinositol metabolic process; phosphatidylinositol-mediated signaling
Molecular function (GO): calcium ion binding; phosphatidylinositol-4,5-bisphosphate phospholipase C activity
Source: RefSeq, a predicted model, not a curated record